AAGGCCAAAUUUUUAAAAAGGAAAAUUAUCUUCUUCUCCCACACCGCGUUGAGUUUUUAAAUGGGUUUCAACUCCCCCCGAACUUCAGAAACGGCAGAGGGUUUUCAAAAUGAGCUCACUAACAUUUGCAGUUAUACAGUUCGCUGUUAUCUUACUUGCAUUGGAGGCACACUGCACUGAAGCACUUAACAGUGAUGGAACUGUUCUACUCUCUCUUCUCAAUUACUUCAAUGCACCUGCCGACAUUUUCAGCAGCUGGAAUUCCUCCAGCGAAUAUCCCUGCAACUGGACAGGAGUCACCUGUUCUCCAGAUCAUACGGUGAGUACACUCAAUCUAGCUGGAAGCCAAGUCUCUGGAACCCUGUCUUCGGCUAUCUGUGAUUUACACAAUUUGAAAGAACUGUAUUUGGGCUCUAACAGUCUGUCUGGUACCAUUCCUCCUGAACUAGGAAAUUGUACACAGUUAGAGUCUUUAGAUCUCUCGGACAACAAUCUCCAUGGGCAAAUCCCUUUCCAACUGGGUAGCCUCAAAAAGCUCAGUUAUUUGUCGAUCUAUGAUAACCACAUGAGCGGAAGCAUUCCCCUGUCCAUAUUUGGGCUUCCACAGCUGGAGGAGAUUUUCUUGAAUGACAACAAUUUGAGCGGAGAGAUCCCGUCAAAUGUUGGGAAUCUUACUCAACUGGCCAAGUUAUGGUUGGGAGGAAAUUCCUUAGUAGGGAAGAUACCUUCAUCUAUUGUCAAUUGUAGGCAUCUAGAAGAGCUUUAUCUGUACAGCAAUGAGCUGGUUGGAGAAUUGCCAGAGUCCCUGGGCCGGCUUUCAAAAUUAAAAAUACUGUAUGUUACUUCCAAUAAGCUUCAUGGCCAAAUUCCCAAAGCACUUGGUAACUGCACAAAUCUCAUCCAACUUGAACUGUCCAACAACUCUUUCAGUGGAAGAAUACCUUGGGAGUUAGUCAAUUGUAGCAGCCUGGUCAUGUUGUCAUCCACCCAAAAUCAGCUCACAGGGAGCAUACCCUCCUCCCUUGGAUCACUGCAACAACUAUCCCAACUUUAUUUGAAUCAAAAUUUCUUGUCUGGAAAUAUCCCUGGAGAACUUGGGAAUUGCAGCCUUAUGGAAGACUUGAGGUUGCAUAGUAAUAAGCUUGAGGGGUCCAUUCCUCCCGAGUUGGGUCGACUGAGGCGUUUGCGAAAUUUGUUCUUGUUCGAGAAUUCACUCCAUGGCCCAAUCCCUCCACAGCUUUUCGAAGCAAAGAGCUUACAGAAUCUGUCUCUGUACAACAACAGUCUCACAGGAAGCAUAUCUCCAAAGAUUUGCAAUCUCAGACGGUUACAAGAACUAUUUUUGCAUUUUAACCAGCUAUCAGGCCCAAUACCUGCAAGAUUGGGUGCCAGGAACAAUUUCACAGAAAUUGAUCUAACGGGGAACCGGCUCACAGGGACGAUACCUCCAGCUCUUUGCUCUUCAGGGCAAUUGAAGAUUCUAGUCAUGGGAUACAAUCAGUUCGAAGGGAGCGUUCCUACAGAUAUUGGUAAAUGCAGGAGCUUAAGGCGAUUGAUACUGAGCCACAACCAUCUAACUGGUCUUCUUCCCUCAGGUUUUCUGGGUUCCAAUUCAGUUAUUUAUUACCUCGACAUGAGCAGAAAUAAGUUGCAGGGGAGAAUACCAUCGAGCCUUGGGCAGUGCAAAAAUCUCAGCUCCGUGGACCUGUCCAUGAAUGAAUUGAAUAGCUCUAUUCCUCAAGAAUUGGGACAGCUUUCUAAGCUACAGCGACUGAAUCUUUCCUCCAACAGACUGACUGGUCCAAUCCCUCAGGAGCUUGGUAAAUCAUCUCUCUUGUUUUCUCUUGACUUGAGUUUUAACUCAUUGAAUGGUUUGCUACCAAACCAGCUAGAGCGUCUAGAAAAAUUGCAGCAUCUAGUUUUACAAGGAAACAAUCUUGGCGGAAACAUUCCUGACUGGUUGUCCAAUUUGACCCAAAUGAGUGAACUAAAUCUGGGACAGAACCAAUUCCAAGGUGAAAUUCCCUCAUCACUUGGACGAUUACAGGAGCUAAACACCAAUUUGAACUUAGCCCAUAACAGGUUGAGUGGAGCAAUUCCGGCGGCCCUGGGAAAUCUAAAUAAGCUAGUGAACUUGGAUUUGUCAUCCAAUAAUCUCUCUGGCAUCAUUCCAUCUGCGCUUGACAGUCUUUUGUCCCUCGACGCAGUCAACGUCUCCAAUAAUCAGCUCAAGGGAUGUCUACCCAAGUUAUGGUUGAAGUUAUGGAAUUCUUCCUCAAGCUCAUUCACUGGCAAUCCAGGUUUGUGUGUAGCAGAGAAUGGCAGCAGUUCAUGUAACUGCUGGGGCUACAUGCCUCUUUCUUACAAGGAAAGCACACAUCUCAGCAGCUUCCAUAUUGUCCUCAUUAUAAUCGGAUCUGUUGUGUUUACUUGUUUCCUAGUGGCUGUGCCUGUCAUUUUAUAUUUACGGAGAAAUUUAUACCCCAAAACCAGGCCCUCAUCCGGAGCUACUGGAGAAUUGCCUUCAAAACUAUACCAAUAUUUCCAAGCAACGGAAUAUCUAAGCGAGAAGUAUAUAAUAGGAAAAGGGGGCAGAGGGGUUGUUUACAGAGUGCAGUUGCCUUCCGGGCAACUGUACGCCUUGAAGACAAUACAAUUGGCGUCUGAAAAGAAAGAGGACACGAGCAUUAAAAGAGAGGUCCAAACUGCCGGAAAAAUCCGUCACAGAAAUUUGGUUAAACUGUUGGAGUUCUGGCAACUGCAAGAUCGGGGAUAUAUUCUAUACGAAUUCAUGCCCAAUGGGAGUUUGAAUGAUGUAUUACAUGAGAUGAAUCCCCUUCCAGUUUUGGGAUGGGAUAUUCGUUACAAGAUAGCCAUUGGGACAGCCCAUGGUCUAUCAUACCUUCACCAUAACUGUGAUCCUGAGAUUAUACACAGAGAUAUCAAGCCCAGCAAUAUACUGCUGGAUUCAGAUAUGGAACCUCACAUUUCUGAUUUUGGUAUUGCUAAACUCAUGGACAGAUCCUACGCUGUUGAUUCUUCCUCUGUUUUGGGUACUCUAGGCUACAUUGCACCUGAACGUGGACAAACAACCAAAGUGACAGAGAAGAUGGACGUUUACAGCUAUGGUGUGGUGUUGCUGGAAUUGAUAACGAGGAAAAAGGCAUUGGAUUCGAGCUUUGCAGAGGGAAUGGGCAUUGUGAGCUGGGUAAAAUCAUUCGGUGAAGCAGAGCAUGCAGUGAUUGACGAACAGCUUAGAGAUGAAGGCAUGGAAUCAGACAUAGAAGAAGAGAUAGUGGGUACCAUUAGAGUAGCACUGAAAUGCACAGAAAGUAACCCAAAUGACAGGCCAAGCAUGAAACAAGUGGUAGACAUGUUAGGAGAAAUUAGGCUCAUCAAAUCUUCAAGCGUAAAGAGGGGUAAACGGGUUACAAAUAGCUCUGGCAGAGGGUGAAGCUGUGGCACAGAAAUUUCAAGCAUCAAUGUUGCAGACUUUUGCACGGAAGUUGUCUGUGGUUUGGCAUUUGCCACCGUUUAGUUGUUGCUAAGUUUUCUGUGCAGUGUGCAGUGUGCACUGCAUACAGAAUAUAUUACCACAAACUUUAUUCAAUUGCUAAAAAGAAUCUUCCGCUCUGUUUAAAAUAUUU
This is a messenger RNA of Cryptomeria japonica (Japanese cedar), 3647 nucleotides long. RefSeq names its product leucine-rich repeat receptor-like protein kinase PEPR1. Bases 110 to 3454 code for a protein of 1114 amino acids. The transcript has 2 exons. Gene Ontology annotation, molecular function: protein binding; protein kinase activity; ATP binding. Gene Ontology annotation, biological process: protein phosphorylation. The record is from RefSeq and is a predicted model, not a curated record. Lineage: Eukaryota; Viridiplantae; Streptophyta; Pinopsida; Cupressales; Cupressaceae.